Molecule: messenger RNA, 2882 nt
Organism: Paramormyrops kingsleyae
Lineage: Eukaryota; Metazoa; Chordata; Actinopteri; Osteoglossiformes; Mormyridae
Gene: pim2
Product: Pim-2 proto-oncogene, serine/threonine kinase
Biological process (GO): negative regulation of apoptotic process; protein autophosphorylation
Cellular component (GO): cytoplasm
Molecular function (GO): protein serine/threonine kinase activity; ATP binding
Source: RefSeq, a predicted model, not a curated record
CUGCAGUUUUAUUGGAUGUUUUUUCUAAGCGCUCGCUUCUAGCCAAUGACAACAGGCAGAGCCGCAGAAUGGGCGGUUCAUCAAAUGUAAACUUAAAACAGCAACAAACUUUUGAGUGCCGUUAGUACGCUGAGCGCCUGUGGAGUACUGAGGACUGCGGGCUUCUUCUUUCGGUUGUGGAUUUUCAGAGUAAUUUAAACCGAUUCUCGUUAUGGAUUAUAAGUAUUAAUCUAGAAAGUCUAAGAGGCGCUAAGAGUUUUGUUUUUUUACUUUUUUGUAUUAUUUUGAGCAUUCAAUUUGAAAAAAUGUUGGACAAGCGUUUGGAUGACCUGUACCUGCGCCAGGUUAACGACAUAAAGGAAAAAGCUGCGAAGGAACCCUUCGAGAAGACAUACCACAUGGGAGCCCUUCUCGGGAGCGGCGGGUUUGGGUCGGUCUUCGCCGGCCAGCGUAUCUCAGACGGUUUGUCGGUGGCUAUAAAGCAAGUGCCAAGUGACCGGGUACAUCAAUGGGCACGACUGCCCAAUGAACCUAAUUUGGUUCCCAUGGAGAUCGCCCUUCUUCUGCAGCUGAGUGGGGGUCAGGUGUCCGGCCCUGUGCACUGUGGGGUGAUUCGGAUGCUGGAUUGGUUUGAAAAGCCAGGGGAAGGCUUCCUGAUUGUAUUUGAGAGACCACAGCCAUGUCAGGAUCUGUUUGACUUCAUUACAGAGCGCAGGGCCUUGGAGGAGCCACUUGCACAGAGGUUCAUGAAGCAGAUAGUGGAGGCUCUUCAGUUCUGCCAUUCAAGGGGUGUCGUACACAGAGAUGUAAAGGAUGAAAAUAUAUUGGUGGACACUCGUACCGGAGACAUCAAGAUCAUUGACUUUGGCUCAGGAGCUCUGCUUAAAGAUACUGCCUAUACAGACUUUGAAGGAACUCGAGUAUACAGUCCCCCAGAGUGGAUACUGCAUGAGCGUUACCAUGCAAGGCCUCUGACCGUCUGGUCUUUGGGGGUGCUGUUGUUUGACAUGGUCUGCGGUGACAUUCCCUUUGAGAGAGACGGAGAGAUAGUGAGGGCGAAACCCAGUUUCAAAAAGCGAAUAACCAAAGAAUGCCAGUCUCUGAUUUGCCAGUGCCUAGAACUCCGACCUGAAGAUAGACCAACCCUCGAUCAGAUAUUGCGUCAUCCUUGGAUGCAGAUGUCAGAUGACUGUGGAGAUUUGCAAGAAGGACAAAGUCUCAUGUCAAGCCAGUCAAGCCUAUGAAGUAUUUUUCUAAUGGCUUAAGGAAGCUUCAGCUGCCUAAGUAGUUCUCACUCUGAUUUACUGAUUCACUGUUUCUCACCUUGUCACUUCUAUCUGGAGUAUUUACUUUAAAUUUCAUUGAAAAGUCAGCUAUAGAUACUAAAGGUAUAACAUUAUUUAAGCUCUUUUAGAUGUUCAAGAAAACACUGACGGUACUAUGACUGUGCAAAAAAAUUGGAAUUUAUGGUAUGGGGGAAAAAAGGAUAAGUGUCACAGGCAGAGGAAAUUUGUUUUAGUUGUUAAAAGCAAAUAUUUUCUCUGGCAACAUAUAUCACAUCAGGUAUAACUUGUGUUUACUGGUGACUAUUUAUAUGUAUUUAUAUGAGUUUAAUGGGCAUGUUGAAGUUUCUGAUACCAGUGAAUGUCUUAAACGCCUCAAAAUAGACUGGAAAUACUUGUAUAUGAUUAUGAGUUAAAAUUAAUCUGUCAUGUUUGGACCUGGUUUUACAGGUUAUUUAAAACAAUAUUCCUUAAUACCUCAGGGGGGAAACAUAAGCAUCAUAUUUUUGCAAUCUUCAAUAUAAUGUUCCAUCUUUGCAAAAGUCUGGGACAGAAGUUCUAUAGACUGGCAGUCAUGUAAUUUACCAGUGGUCUUUUACAGAGCUUGGUAUAAAACUGCAUUUUAUAUUGUAUGAGGAAAUGUGUUUUACUGUUACAUUGCUGGAGGCAUAAAUGCAAUCAUGGGUGGUUAUAUUAGUGUUGUGGAGCUCAACCCAAGUGCCCAAGAAAGUUUAAUUGUCAUCAAACAAUGCAAUGUUUUUCUGUGCCUGUAAAACCAGGACAGUUGUGUAAAAUAUUUCUUAAAUUUCCAUCAAGGAAAUGAUUCAGUUUUCCCCCCUCAGGUGAAUAUUAAAUGUUUAUAAAGAGAACCAGAAUCUGUUUUGUCACCUACUCUCUGAAACACUCCCUCAUAUUUCAGCCAGUUUCAGUCAACCACAAACUGGGUGAAAUACUUUUCUGAGCUGUUUUGUAGAUGUUGGUCAUUCUGGGCCAAAUCAGUCUACCUUAUUUAUUUAUUUAUUUAUUUAUUUUUGAUAAUGUGGUGAUAUAUUUCAAUUGCUUCUUGUUUCCUAGUUGUCUGAUGUAUUCUUCAUAAAUAAAACUUCGGCUAUAAUUAUUUUUAAAAUUAAACAGAUUAGUUUUACACCUUUUUCAAGCAGAAAUAUCUUAUACAGACCUUUUUUCCAUUUUGUUGUGGUGCUUACCUCUUGGAAUCUUGCUUCAGUUGAUGUGCUAAAACCAUGUUGAUGCAUUUUAGUUUUAAGAUAACAAUGGUUUUGCAGUUUCAUUUGUUGCAUUGAUUGCCAGUGAAGAUGUAUCUGAACAGCUUUUGGACACUGAACCUUUGGCAAAGAGAUUUGACAGUUCCACUCUCACUCUUUUAAAAUUUAUUUUUAUAAUAAUCCUGGUUUAUUUGCUGGGGUUGGUACAUCUUUGAUGUAAAUACUUAUGUAUUGUUCAGUAUGUGGCAGUUGCCACAUUUGUGUUAUUUUUAAUAACAGAUAACUGAGAUAUGAAUGUGUGAAAAUUUUGCUAUUUAUUAAAAUGAUUAAUAAUUUUAUGGAUCGCUGAAUGUUAAUAAAGUCUACCAAAAACAAA